Indicator indicator is the source of this 1818-nucleotide messenger RNA. Its product is annotated as Golgi integral membrane protein 4-like. The record is from RefSeq and is a predicted model, not a curated record. Bases 1 to 1818 code for a protein of 605 amino acids. Gene Ontology annotation, cellular component: Golgi apparatus; Golgi membrane. Lineage: Eukaryota; Metazoa; Chordata; Aves; Piciformes; Indicatoridae. The transcript is spliced from 14 exons.
AUGGGCACUGGGAUGUGCUCCAGGAGGCAGAAGGGGCUCCUGCAAACCGGCUUCUGCCUGGUGACUGUGGCAUGUUUGGGCUCGGGAGUUUUCCUCUACAACCACUUGCAGCAGAAGGUGAGGAACGCUGACGCCCUGGCCCAGAAAUACAAACAGCAGCAGGAAGCUCUGUCUGCCCAGCUCCAAGUUGUGUACGAGCACAGGUCCCGGCUGGAGCGGUCCCUGCAGAAGGAGCGAGGGGAGCACAAGAAGACAAAGGAAGACUUUUUAGUGUACAAGCUGGAAGCUCAGGAAGCUCUCAACAAGGAGAAGCAAGAUUCUAUGAACAGAUAUGGAGCACUCAGCUCCCAGCACAAGAUACUGAAGAAUCAGCAUGAAGAUGUCAAGAAGCAGCUGCUUGACCUGCAGCUGCAGCACAACAGCUUGAAACUGGAACAUCGUAAGACACUGGAGACCCACAGCCAGAAAUAUGCCCAGCUGCAGCAGGAGAAGGACACUGAAGUCACCAGCUUGCAGGACACAGUCUAUAAACUCCGAGAAGAGAGCAAGCUUCUCCGGAAGGCUCACCAGGAAGUUCACUCUCAGCUCCUUAAUGCCCAGGCCCAGAUGGAAGAGUUCAGGCAGCUCAAGGAAGCUCUACAGAAGAUGCCCAGUUUCAAAGGAGGAGGAGCUGGGAAGGGGCAGCAGCAGUUUCAGGUGCUGAAGGAGCAGCCUGUGGUGCCAGCCAACAGCCAGUUGCAGCUCGUGAGGCAGAAGGCACUGGCAGUCAGUCAGGAGAAUCGCCCCGCUGGGAACCCGCUGGCAUCACAAGUCGCUGGGCUGCAGAAGCAGGCAGAUGGCUCUCUGCUGCAGGGCCAGAGCUCCUACAGGAACAAUGCCCCCAGGCCACAGGCUAAUGUCCUCUUUACCCAUCCAGCCCCACUGCAGGAUGCCAAUUCCCUGCCAGAUGCUGUGCCAGCCUGGCCAGCGAGGCACGGGGACGGCCACGUCGUCCGCUUCACCCGGACCAUGAACAGCCUCCCCAGUGGGAACCCAGAUGUAAAGAUGGUGAUGCGCAUCCAGGUGAAGAGCCACGAGGAAAGCCAAGCUGCUGGGCUGACCCUCUCUGAUCCAAAACAACUCUCUGCAGCAGAAAAACCUCAGGGGCCAGGCACCCACCACUCCACAGGGACCAAACAGGGCCAAAUGCAAAGCUGGAAAGACAUAGUUAACAAAGUGAAUGCUCAGAUGGAUGAAGAACAAGUGCACAGCUACCCAAAGAGCCUUCAGUUUGAUCCCAAGCAUGGCCAAGAGAUGCAGAAAGGCAGCCCACAGCCACCCAGCGAGAAGAGAGGGGAAGAGCAUCCAGGAGCUGAUCAGGAAGACAAGAAGGAAAGGACAGAUGAUGAGGAGCUUGAGAUGGAUGCAGGAGUGAUUGAGAGAGAGGAGAGCCUGCACUCUCAGAAGGAGGCUGUUGUGCAGGAGCCGAUGAUGCCAGAUGAUGCUGCAGAUCCAGCCCAGGAUCCCAACAACCAAGGGGAGGAUGAGUUUGAGGAAGCUGAGCUGGAGAGACCUGACUUUGAAGAGAAAGUGGGAGGUCUGGAGAAGUUCAAGGAGCCCAGUGUGAAACAAGAGUCCAAGGAGAAGCCACUGAAGGAUGCUGGCAGACCUGCCAAGCCCAGGGAAGACCAAAUGGAUGACUACCAAGAAGAUCAGGAGCAGGAAAUUGAGGAUCAUGGAGGUGAGGUGGAUGACAAUGAUGACCUGGAACUUGUCCAAGACCAGAAGGACCAUGCAGGCUUACAGAGAGCUGAUGGCAAGAAGGAUGACUACUACUGA